AGUGCGACCUACUCGACCACUUCCUCUUUGCCACGUCUACUGCUCGAGCCGAUAACUUCUUGAAGAAAAUGUGGAAAAUUGUUGUUUUUUCUGUCUGUUUGGCAAUAAUUAAUGCCGCAGACCCAACUAUAGAGGAAGAAGAAAAGGUGCUAGUUCUCAAUGACAAAAACUUUGAUUUCGCUCUCGAAAAUAACAAGCACAUUAUGGUUGAAUUUUAUGCUCCAUGGUGUGGACAUUGUAAAGCUCUAGCUCCUGAAUAUGCAAAGGCUGCCGCACAACUAUCUGAUGAACAAUCUGAAAUUAAACUUGCUAAAGUUGAUGCAACGGAAUUUACAAAGUUGGCUGAGAAGCACGAUGUUAGAGGCUAUCCAACCAUCAAAUUUUUCAGAAACGGAAAACCUAUCGAAUUCCAAGCCGGUCGUCAAGCCAGCGAUAUUGUCAACUGGUUGAAGAAAAAGACUGGGCCAGUUGCCGAAACUUUAGAAACUGUCGAUGCCGCUAAGGUUCUUAUUGAAAAGAACGAUGUUGUCACAAUCGGUUUCUUUAGCAGCGCUGAUUCAGCCAGCGCUAAAACUUUCUUGGAAGUUGCCGCUACAGUUGAUGAUAUGCCUUUUGCCGUUUCUUACAACGAAGACGUACGUAGCGAAUACGAAGUCAAAGAUAAAGACGCAGCAAUUGUUCUAUUUAAGAAGUUCGAUGAGGGAAAAGUCGUCUUUGACGGAGAAAUUACUGAAGAAAGCGUCAAAACUUUUAUCACCGGAAACCAGCUACCACUUGUCAUUGAAUUCACCCAAGAUUCCGCCCAAAAAGUUUUCGGUGGUGAAAUUAAAAAUCACGUAUUACUUUUCGUCAGCAAGAAAUCUGACAAAUUCAAUGAAUUAACCGCAAACUUUAAGGAAUCAGCUCAAAAAUUCAAGGGUAAAGUAUUGUUUAUCUACAUCAAUAUUGAUGAAGAAGACAACCAAAGAAUCUUGGAGUUUUUCGCACUCAAGAUGGAAGAAUGUCCAGCCGUCAGAUACAUUGCUCUUGGCGAUGAUAUGACCAAAUUCAAAUUCGAAGCCGAAGAAAUCACAACUGAUAACGUCAACAACUUUGUCCAAGAAGUUUUGGAUGGUAAAAUCAAACCCCAUUUGAUGACUGAAGAAGUUCCAGCAGAUUGGGAUUCCAAGCCCGUCAAAGUUCUCGUCGGAAAGAACUUUAAUGAAGUUGCUAGAGACGAAAAGAAAUCUGUAUUUGUUGAAUUCUACGCCCCAUGGUGCGGACACUGCAAACAGUUGGCUCCUAUCUGGGAUGAGUUAGGACAAAACUACGAAAAUACCGAAGAUGUAGUUAUUGCUAAGAUGGACGCCACUGCUAACGAAUUGGAAGACAUCAAAGUACAGAGCUUCCCAACCAUUAAAUUUUUCCCAAAAGGCUCAAAUGAAGUAAUUGAUUACAAUGGGGAAAGAACCCUUAAAGCUUUCGAAAAGUUUAUCGCUUCUGGCGGUAAAGACCAAGGAGAGCCUUCAAAAGAAGAGGAAGAAGAAGAAGAGCCAGAAACUCACGAAGAUCACGACAAGGACGAAUUAUAAAUGCUGGCAUUCCCCAGUUUGAAGUUAUAGUUAAAAAAAAUUACAAAAUAUUGAAAUAUUGAAAUAUAUAUUUUACUUAGGUUUCGUAAAAGACUUAUUUGGUAACACGUUUUUGUUUGUGCUUUCUAAAAAUUGAAAUGAACUUCUUAAUGUGGAAAAAAAAACAAAUAAAUUUGCCUUGUUUAGUUAAUGAAAAAGAAACAAAACAACCAAAAGAGAACAUGCAUACCAAUAUUACAUGGAUAAUGGUCCAAAAGUAUUAGUUUCUCCGUUUUUAUAGAAUUGUGUAGAAAAUAAUCAAACAUUGAGAAUGUGUUCGUUGAAUUUUUAUUUAUUAGGUGAAGGAAUAGUAUUGAAUGUUUUCAAAAGAAAAUAUCUUUGGUAUAAAGUAUUAGUAAUAGUAUUGUUGGAAUUGAUAAUAUACCUACUUUAUGUUUUUUCAA
Molecule: messenger RNA, 2014 nt
Organism: Dimorphilus gyrociliatus
Lineage: Eukaryota; Metazoa; Annelida; Polychaeta; Dinophilidae
Source: the annotation of a GenBank genome assembly